CCUCCCUCAUACGCAGGAAAUAUUAUUUUUCUGCGCAUCCUCUUCCCACUGACUACAUGUUAUCCUUAUUAUGAGUAUCCAGAAGCAGUUCCCCGAUGUGCACUGGGUCUGGAAAGGAGCCAUCUCCUUCGUCUAUGAGGUCCAUCCUCGCAUUGUGGUGAAGGUCCCGAAGUCCGGCGACUUUGAGAGAGAGCAAUUUCGGAAAGAACUCAAAAACUAUGAGAUCUUUUCUCAGCAUCCACCAUGCCCUUCCAUGGUGCAGUGUUUCUUCUAUGCGGAUAACGGCAUUUUCCUUGAGUACAUGCGAGAUGUUACUCUCUGUUCUAGGAUACAGAAUAAUCAUAUUCGGGACCUGAAAUAUUCUGUCGUUACUAAAGUGGAGAAAUUGGAACCUCUAGCCCUACGAAAGGAAUGGAUGAACGACCUCGCUCAAGCCGUUGCUUUUCUAGAAUCGCUAAAUCUCGCUCAUGGUGAUCUACGACCCGAAAAUAUUUUGCUUGAUCGCAACCGAUUAAAACUUUCAGAUUUUGAUUGUACAGCAGAAAUUGGGACCGAUUUUGAAGCUUGCAUGGCCCCAUAUGGAAGAUUACUCAACAGCGACGAGCAGGACCAAGGACGACGUGGAAGUUCCGGUUUCCUAGGUCCUCGAACCGAACAGUUCGCCUUAGGCUCUUUGUACUACCUCAUAAAUUACGGGUUUGAGGUUUACGGUGAUCAAUGUCUUACCGAGGAUCCUAAAGAGCACGGACGUAAAGUUGUGGAGUUGCUGCAGGACAUGGAAUUUCCGAAGUUAGAUGGUGAUCCGUUAAUUGACGAGAUCAUCAGCAAAUGUUGGCACAACAAUUAUGCCACGAUUGCGGAAUUGGCGGCAUACACAGAGACGCUCCUUCUUGGAAGAAACAACCCCGGAGAGACCGAAGCCGAAAAAACAUCCACGCCGCAAUGGCGUACGGUUAUAGGCCGCGUUUUUCGGGGGUUAUGGAAACGUUUCAGAUCUUGGUGGGAUUUCGUGCUCUGUUGCACCAGCCGAACAACCAAGCCUGGAGUAGCUAAUGGUGGAGAACUGGAUGGCUAUAGCCGUGGCACCGGUCAAAACGACUUAGCAGAUGAUAUUUCUUCCAAAAAGAUAUUCUGUCAGAACCUGGAGAAGCGCGGACUUCUUCAUAUGCUUUCAUUAGGAGAGCCAGAGCAACUGGGAUUUACUAUCGAGUGGUAUAGACAUUCCAUAGGUUGAAAAGAAAGCUCAGCUGUAGAUUGCGAUCAAAUAGAAAUGCAAAGUGUUCUCCAACAAUCAACAAGGUGGUAAAG
Molecule: messenger RNA, 1308 nt
Organism: Penicillium brasilianum
Lineage: Eukaryota; Fungi; Ascomycota; Eurotiomycetes; Eurotiales; Aspergillaceae
Source: the annotation of a GenBank genome assembly